AAAAAUUCAAAAUUUUAAAGGCACGCCUCGUCCUCAGCUUCUCACCCAACCCGCCUUGGUCGUCACGCCUUUCCCCUUCUCUCGCUGCUGCUGCCUCAGACGCAUCGUGCAGCUCCUGCUCUCCCGACUUCACGCCAGAAAUCACUGCUGCUGCCUUCUCUCGCCGCUGCUGCCUCAGACGCCAUCAACGCUCGCAUUCACUGCUCUUGAGGGACUGUUUGCUACCUCCUGCUUUCCCCUUCCACAAGGUUUACAGUUAAGUUACCAGUGCUGGAAGAAUCUCGAGAGAUACUGUAUAUGCCAUCUCUUAUUAGAGGUUAAGCUCAUGGCUGCUAUCCACAGUCUCUUUAUCAUCAAUAAAUCUGGUGGACUAAUCUUUUACAAGGAUUAUGGAUCAACAGGACGCAUGGAUACAAAUGAUAGCUUGCGUAUAGCAAGUCUCUGGCAUUCAAUGCAUGCAAUUUCCCAACAGUUGUCUCCAACAGUGGGUUGUACAGGAAUUGAACUUCUUGAGGCAGAUACAUUUGAUCUUCAUUGUUUCCAGUCAUUAACAGGAACAAAAUUUUUUGUGGUAUGCGAGCCUGGUAUGCAGAACAUGGAAGCCCUUUUGAAGUUUAUAUAUGAAUUAUACACUGAUUAUGUUUUGAAAAAUCCAUUCUAUGAGAUGGAAAUGCCAAUCCGGUGUGAGCUCUUUGAACUUCAUCUUUCUCAGGCAGUCCGGAAAGACCGCAUAAGCUUAAUUGGGCGAUAGGCCAAUUUUUCCUUCAGGUCCUAAAUUGAGAGCUGUUGUACGUCAACAAUUUUUUUUUACUUGCAGGUGCUUGUUUGUGGUUCUAUAUCCUGUGGACAUUGGUUAAUAGUCAACUGAGUUUUGGUUUUCUAUGGUAUUUGCAAAUGAGUAGAGGGCUGGAAUCCAUGUCCAGCUUGGUUUGGGUCCCGAAGACUGUUGAACAAGAAAAGUUUUAUGUUUUAGGAGGUUCCUUGUAAUAUUAAAGAGUUAUAAGAUCUCUUUAAUAUUUUCCUUAUUUUC
Messenger RNA from Nymphaea colorata (pocket water lily), 1030 nucleotides. RefSeq lists its product as uncharacterized. Gene Ontology annotation, cellular component: TRAPP complex. The transcript is spliced from 7 exons. Gene Ontology annotation, biological process: endoplasmic reticulum to Golgi vesicle-mediated transport. The record is from RefSeq and is a predicted model, not a curated record. Lineage: Eukaryota; Viridiplantae; Streptophyta; Magnoliopsida; Nymphaeales; Nymphaeaceae. Bases 326 to 751 code for a protein of 141 amino acids.